This is a messenger RNA of Fusarium mangiferae, 1182 nucleotides long. RefSeq lists its product as uncharacterized. Lineage: Eukaryota; Fungi; Ascomycota; Sordariomycetes; Hypocreales; Nectriaceae. The record is from RefSeq and is a predicted model, not a curated record. Gene Ontology annotation, molecular function: zinc ion binding; DNA-binding transcription activator activity, RNA polymerase II-specific. The transcript has 2 exons. Gene Ontology annotation, biological process: regulation of transcription by RNA polymerase II. Bases 1 to 1182 code for a protein of 393 amino acids.
AUGGCACCGACAUCACACAGAAAAGUCAGGACUGGUUGUUUCAACUGCAAAAAACGCCGAGUCAAGUGCAGCGAGGAUAAACCGAGAUGUAGGGCUUGCUCUCGCCGAAAUCAGGUCUGUCAGUACCCGCCGAAUGUCAUCGAUGAGAUACCAUCACUACCGGACCGCCCGGCUUUAUUACCAGAGAGGGCGUCAUCAGCCAACGCCGCAUCCGGAGUUCUCUUUGACCUUCAAGAUAUGAGACUACUCCGCCACUGGAUCACAUCGACGAGUCUGAACAUAGCAAAAGGCCCAGAGAUAUGCAACUUCUGGCAUAAUACAGCCACGACCGUUGCCCUUCAACAUCCAUUUGUUCUCCAACAAGUUCUUAGUCUCGCUGCUUUACAUGUCGCAUACCUCAACCCAGCAGAGCAGUCUGAACACAUAGUUAUUGCUGCGUCACACCAUACUAGAUCCCUUCAAGGCUUUCAAUCUGCUAUCACUCAGUGCAAUAACGAUAUCGGAAAAGAUUGUGGAAUAUUCCUAUGGUCUUUGCUGAACCUACUUUAUGUGUUUUCUAUAAUGGGCCGGUUUGGACGUGAUAAUGACACCACCAUUGAAGAUCGAAGGACUCGUGUAUUGGGUGCAGAUUGGAUUCCCUUGACUCGAGGCAUCACUUCCAUCUUCCAAAGCGUCAAAUCCGCCAUCGAGAGCGACACCUUCAAGGUUCUUAGAAGGUUCGGCGGUUGCUGGGAAAGUCUUGACUCAAAAAAGGUGCUGUGUGAGCAAGAUAAGCAUUUUGUUUCACUAGCAAAGAUAUGGGAGGACAACAAUGAUAAAGCAACAUAUGACGAGACUCUCGUGAUUCUUCGCAAAUGUUAUGCUUUCACCAACCUAUUUGAGACUAAGAAUACCGAGCUCGAAACGACAAGCGAGUGGACGAGUCACAAUAGAGUUACCGGGCCUGUCGUAUUUAUAUUGUACACACCUGAACACUAUUUUGUACUCCUCAGACAACGCCAGCCGGCAGCAAUUGUGCUGUUUUCUUUCUUCGGAGCUUUGAUGCACACCCUACAAGAUUGUUGGGCGAUGGAAGGAUGGGGAAAGGAUAUUGUGUCUGUAAGUGAUGACCUACUAGGAGAGUAUUGGAGACCGUGGAUUUCGUGGCCCCUCCAACUCGUGCAACUUGGUGGAAAUCCUUAA